Ectocarpus sp. CCAP 1310/34 is the source of this 804-nucleotide messenger RNA. Lineage: Eukaryota; Phaeophyceae; Ectocarpales; Ectocarpaceae. The record is from the annotation of a GenBank genome assembly.
AUGGACGCCACAUUAACGGCUACCCAGUACGCGAUUGAGUGCUGGUGCACAUCCGAGCCCAAGGAUCAGGUCGACUAUGCCUGCCACGGAGAGGGAGCGCUGUGCAACUACGAUUGCGCCGGCGAUGAGGACGAAUCGUGCGGUGGUUUGAGUGCUUUCGAUGUAUACCGCAUCGGCGCGGCCUACACUACGAGUGACGGCGACACAGCCCCCACGCCCGUCGACGGCGAAGCCAACAACGAUCAAGACAACCGCACCGAAGGAGAUGGCGACACAGCCCCCACGCCCGUCGACGGCGAAACCAACAACUAUCAAGACAACGGCACCGAAGGAGACGGCGACACAGCUCCCACGCCAGUCGACGGCGGAACCGACAACGAUCAAGGCAACCACACGGACGGUGAAACGGAGACAACACCAAGUGAUGUGACAAUAGAAGGAGCGCUUAGUGAGGACAUCGUCCGGAUCAUCGACGUCGAAGGUGUUGUUCCAGGUGGCGCAAGUUGGUCUGACAGCUACUCGGUCGGAAGCAAGUGCUACAUGCAGACCACGUUUGACCACGACAUUGGCGAGGUGGUGGUGGACCCACCGCAAGGACCCAUGAAAAUUGGAGAGCUCUUUGACCUUCUAGAACUUGGACCCGGAUCUCAAGAUCAGCCCCUCUACAACGACAUCCAAUGUGAAAACGGCCCAACCAACUCCCAUCAAAUACUCGAUAAAAUCCUUUGCCCUGGGCUGGUGCAAUACGGUAUUAAAGACUGCGGCCAGAUCGGUCCUUUGAGGGACCUUUCAGAGCUCGAGUAG